AUGGCGGACACUUACGAUCCACAGUACCAGACGCUUGCUAACAUGGAUAAUGCAAAUGUUUUCGAAAAGAAAGGCCAUGCUACCACAUCAACAGCCGAGACAAGCGAGGUCGAUUAUGUGCAACAAAAAUCACUGCUUAUUUGGUCGAUAUCCAUUCAUAUGCCUGGACUGCGGGAAUUAUUUCGUGCUGAUGGUGAAGAUGCGGAGACACCGGAACUACGAGAUGGCGGCGUCUUGCCACCGGAAAUGCUUCGACCACGCGAAAACGAACGUCGACUACGGUGGCGCGAGACGCUACGGCUUCGAGUCGAGGAACGUCGGCGACGUGGAGUCCGUGAACGUGAUCGUGAGCUGGAAACAACAUAUUCUAAACUACACACGAAAUAA
This is a messenger RNA of Gongylonema pulchrum, 387 nucleotides long. NCBI's taxonomy places the organism in Eukaryota, Metazoa, Nematoda, Chromadorea, Rhabditida, Gongylonematidae. The record is from the annotation of a GenBank genome assembly.